UUGUCUUUGGUCAUUGUUAUUGAGUGUGAUGGUGAUUUUAAUUCCUUGUUAAAUAAAUUUAUUUUUUGUAUCCUUGUAAUAUAAAUACAUGCAAGUAAUUGACUUCGGAAAGAAAUCAAAAUGAAGUUGUCGCUUAUAUUGCUUAGGCGAAACCGAUUGCCUAAUGGACAUAUAUUCAGAGGAAAAGAUCGUUUAGUAAAAAAAGUUGAACCCCACCACCUUCGUCGUUUACAACAAGAUUUUGCCAUUGAAGAACAAAAUAUGUUUUAUUUGAGGUUCCCUUAUCUGACAGAGGCUGAAAGCGCGGGACAUGUAAAAGCAUUAGGAAAAGUAGAAGAGAGAAAGCAGGCAUAUCGUGAGAAAAAUCUAAAAUUUUUCAAAGAAGAUGUUACACUUUAUGAAAGGUUGAAACAUCUCCGUGUUAACGAGGGUUGGGAUUAAGCAAGGAUAAUGUUCUUUUUAACUUAUUGAUAACGUAGAAUUACUAUAGAUAUAUUGUCUUUGAAAAUACAAUACAAAAUAGUGAACUUGCAGCUUUUACUGUCCUCAUAUCAUAUAUUUCACCUUCCUAAACAAUGUGUUAAUACAAUAUUGGUUCCAGUGAUGUACUCCGAAUAAAAUCCAAAGUGAUAUAACAACAUUUA
Papilio machaon (common yellow swallowtail) is the source of this 644-nucleotide messenger RNA. RefSeq lists its product as uncharacterized. Gene Ontology annotation, biological process: mitochondrial translation. The transcript has 2 exons. Gene Ontology annotation, molecular function: structural constituent of ribosome. The record is from RefSeq and is a predicted model, not a curated record. Lineage: Eukaryota; Metazoa; Arthropoda; Insecta; Lepidoptera; Papilionidae. Bases 121 to 441 code for a protein of 106 amino acids. Gene Ontology annotation, cellular component: mitochondrial ribosome.